UGUAACGAUACCCGGCGAGGUAACGUCAGAUAAGCCGCUUUGAAAAAAAUAUGAGCCAACAAGUGACAAUCUAAUGCGUUAUACGGCCGUAACGAAAAAAAUAUCUCCGUAUCGAAUAGGAUGAAAACGAUUUUAUUUAUAAAAGCAAUUGUUUUUAUCAGUUACCGUCCGGCUCUAAUGAAGAAGUAAACAAGACGCUGUCGUGUCGGUAGAUAUAGAAUAAAUAUAUACGAGGAAUUUCAUGUGAAAUCAUCGGCGAUCUCCAUACGUGAUUUUCACACCAACUUUUUCGAACUUUACUCUUCGUUAAUGAAUUUUUUUUCAUCUCUCAGACCACUGUUUCGACCUCUGAUUUAAUAUUUGGAAUCGCUUGCUAAUUUUUGUUCGCUGCAAACUUAACGCGACCUCCUUCAAACUUGUGUUUUAAGCAUUUUGCAAGUUUGUGCUCUCGGUUGAGAAAAAAAUGAGAAAAGAAAAGGUUUUAGUGAAAAAUAGGCCGAUUUUGUUCGGAGAUCCGGUCAAUCGACGUUCCAAAUGAACUCCUUGUAUACGAAUUCGUGUAUGUGGUCAUGAUUCAAAAGGAUCACAUCGCGUAUCUUGUUCUUCUUCAUACACACGGUGUAGCAUGACGAAUGUUACCUAAUUGGACGAGAAACUUAAACAUCGAUUGACGAUAUUGUAAAAAAAAAAUGCAUCUUCUCUAUCAUAAAUUUUUUUAGAGUAUUGACUCGAAGGACAACCGUACGAAUGUGACGAACGAUUAUCCAUUCGUACCCGUAACAAAAUAUGAAGCGUCGCGUAAAAAUAAUCUUCACAUAUGAAUAAAGUUAUAAUGAUUUAAGAGUUGGCGAAUUACGUACCUCGCAUCGCAGUUUCACUUGAGCUCGAACGGGGCAUGGAUCAUGCGCGCCCUUUUUGCAUUUUCGUACAUGGUGCGAAUCAUAGUAAUCAACUUCAUUCUGGUUGACCCAUCAAGAGCGUACGCGAAGAAAUAUCAAAAUGUCAGACCUGAAACAGAAUCGGAGGCGUUGGAGAGUCUACACAAUUGGAUGGGUCCAACGCACAAGAACGAAACAUUCGACAGAGAAAUCUCAUCAAAGGAGCUGUCUGAUGUAACAUUUGGAAGAAACGGCGUCGUCAAGUUCGAUAGCGGAAACGCAUCAUUGGUCAACGGAAGAGUGAAUUUGCCGAGCGGAGGGGGCAGGAAGUUUGCUUUACUCAGGACCGUUAUGCGGAAGAAGCGAUGCAUACUUGCUCUGCUGUUACACAAAUUUGCUUGGCGACCUCCACCGCCAACGAUAAGGCCGUACCCGGUUAAAUGGCCAAUUCUACCGCAAAUACGACCAACUCCACCGCGGACAACACGACGACCACCACCACGGACAAUAGCACGGACAACAGCACGGACGACAGCACGGACAACAGCACGGACAACAGCACGGACAACAGCACGGACAACAGCACAGACAACACACAGACAACAGCACAGACAACAGCACAGACAACAGCACAGACAACAGCACAGACAACAGCACAGACAACCGCACAGACAACAGCACGGACACCACCGACCACGACAAAACGACCGCCAACACAACUACCAUCAUUGUCGACAAUACAAAGCCGAACACGGCCACCAUCGACCACGACAAAACGACCGCGAACGCGGCCACCAUCAUCUUGGACAACGCGACCGACGCGGCCGUGGACAGCGCGACCGACGCGGCCGUGGAAAACACGAUCGACGCGACCGACACGACCGCACACACAAAUAA
Molecule: messenger RNA, 1775 nt
Organism: Venturia canescens
Lineage: Eukaryota; Metazoa; Arthropoda; Insecta; Hymenoptera; Ichneumonidae
Product: histone-lysine N-methyltransferase set1-like
Exons: 4
Coding region: 903-1775 (290 amino acids)
Source: RefSeq, a predicted model, not a curated record